Rotaria sp. Silwood2 is the source of this 1653-nucleotide messenger RNA. The record is from the annotation of a GenBank genome assembly. Lineage: Eukaryota; Metazoa; Rotifera; Eurotatoria; Philodinida; Philodinidae.
AUGGCAAAUAAACCACCAACUUGUUAUUGUGGUGCUGAUAGAGAUUUAUCUAAAGUUGAAGUUCAAUGUUGUCUUUGUCUUCGAUAUUGUCAUCAUGAUUGUAUUUCUCUUACAACUGGACCAAUGCUUCCAUUUAUGACAAAUUAUCAUUUUUUAUGUAAAGAUUGUUCGCCAAAUAAACCCGAAGAACAAUUUGUAAAAAAAACUGCAACAUUCAAUCAAUUAUGUACAACUGUAUUAGCUAAUUUAACUCAACAAUCAUCAUCACAAACAUUUUUUUCUCGAGAUCGAGAAAUAUUACCAUUUAUUGAUGAAAAAUGGGAUUUAUUAACUUUUUCACAAAAGAAAAAUAAACCAACAUUACAUGCAUCAGUUUAUAAAGCAUUGGGUCGUGAAGAUCUUUUUGUUUCAUCGGACAUAGCUGGUGAAUUAAUGAUUGCAUUACGUGAACAAUCUCUUGAUAAAAUAGGUCCAAUGAAUGAAAAAAUUUUUGAAAUAAUGAAUCCAAAUGCUUUUCGUGAUCAAUCUCCAAAUACAACGAAUCCUAUUGUACCAUCAUCAAAUAUAACACCAUUACAAACAAAUCAAUCUGGUAAUGGAACAUUUCAUGGUUCAUCAUCAGCGAAUAGUGUAACAUCAUUAGCUAAUAGUGAAGUAACACGUCGAACAAGUAAACGAAAAUUAGCAACUGAAAAUUCUCUGAAUGCUAAAAGACGUGGUGAUGUACCAAAAUUAGAAAGAUUAAUACCAAAAAGUUUUCCACCUGAAUAUCCAUUCAAUAAAGAAGGAUAUAGAUAUCAUUUAGCUGAACCAGAUCCACAUUCACCAUUUCGACAAAAAUUUGAUGAAACUGAAGUAUGGGCUGGAAAACCAAUACCGGGACAUUUAUAUCGAACAUUUAUUGAGAAUGAAUGCUUAUUAUCAUUAAAUGAUCGAGCUCAACAAUUAAAAUUAAACGAUGAUCGUUUAACAGUCACUGGUGAUAAAGGUUAUUGUUCUGUUCGAUCAACUCAUUCUGUAUCUCAUGGUGCAUGGUACUAUGAAGUAACUAUAACAUCAAUGUCUCCAGAUACUGCAACACGUAUUGGUUGGGCACAACAUUUAGCUAAUUUACAAACACCAAUUGGUACAGAUAAGUUUGGUUAUUCAUGGCGUUCAAGAAAAGGAACAAUAUUUCAUGAAGCUUGUGGUUUACAUUAUUCCAAUGAAGGUUAUGGUGAAAGUGAUGUACUUGGAUUUCUAAUUAUUUUACCUGAAACAACACCACCAGAUGUUAUGUUACCAAGAAAAUAUAAAAAAUUGCCAUUAGUUAAAUUUAAAAAUUAUAUUUAUUUUGAAGAACGCGAUGAUUUACGUGCAGGAGAAGCAAAUUUAAAAUCAACAAAUGGUGGAAAAAUUAUUUUCUAUAAGAAUGGUGUUAAUCAAGGUGUAGCAUUUACAAACAUCCAUGAAGGAAAUUAUUAUGCAGCUAUUUCUAUUUAUUAUGGUGCAACGGUUUCAGCUAAUUUUGGUCCAACAUUUGUUCAUCCGCCUACCGAUAGUCCAGUGCCAUGGAAACCGUUAACUGAAUCAAUAACAGAAACAUAUUGUGCACAUGCAUUAAAUGAUCUACUCUUUCAUAUAUCGCACGACGGUAAAUUAGGUCUUGACUGA